CUAUACCUCUGCCCUGUUCUUGUUUUGAAGCUCUCUUCUCCUAGCAUUCCUGCUUUACCAUCCUACCUUCAGUUACAAGUCGACAAUGUCUUCUUUCUUCGUUUUCGAGAACGUGGAGAACGCCUACACUCCCCGGCCCUCUCCGACCACAUCCCCUGCCGGCAGCCGCCGCACAUCCGCCGAUGGCAGUCCCUACGUUCACACAAUCUGGAAGUCAAGCGAGCAGCACACCGGUACCAUCAUCGGCGCCUGCCGGGACAUUGUGCUAUUCUCCGACGGCUGGAUGAUCAGCCACACAAACCCAAGCGAGGUCUACCGCCGUGCGUGUGCUGAUCAUCCGCUGCCCGCCGGGCUCACUUACCACCUGGCUGCCCUGCUCAACAACCGAGCGGCACUUUACAACAACGUGAUUGAGCGGAAUCAGCCCGUGCUCACGGUGCCCUCCUUUGUCAGCCCCGAGGAAGAGGCGGCGCACGUGCCGCUCUACAUGCGCGGCAGCAGCAAGCAGCAGCAGUCCGACACGCCCUGAAGGCAGCGCAUCAGGGAUGACUGCCCACAUUAU
This is a messenger RNA of Chlamydomonas reinhardtii, 562 nucleotides long. RefSeq lists its product as uncharacterized. NCBI's taxonomy places the organism in Eukaryota, Viridiplantae, Chlorophyta, Chlorophyceae, Chlamydomonadales, Chlamydomonadaceae. The transcript has 2 exons. Bases 86 to 529 code for a protein of 147 amino acids. The record is from RefSeq and is a predicted model, not a curated record.